AUGAGCGAUCCGCCUUUACGUAAAAGGCGUGUUAUUAAGAAGCCUGAUAGUGAUUCUAGUAAUAACUCGCCUCAAGUAACACCAUCAAGCAGUCAGAGUUUAAUUCAUCCUUCGAAUUCGGAAGAAUUAAAUAAAAACGAGCAAAAUGAAGAAAAUAAUUUAGUUACUACUUACACAACUGAUCCUGAAACAGGAGAGAUAAUUCAAAUUACCCAUAAAAAGGCUUUAGUUAAAAGGAAAGUUAAAGUUGGGCAAAAUCCCCAAAUUGUAGCUCCAAUUGACUUAGGAGACCUCGAUACAAAUACCAAACCUUCAUUAACUGUUCCAAAUAUUACAAUUCACCCAGAAAAUUCGCAAACUCAAUCAAAAGUUCCUUCUCCAAAGAUUGUUAAAGAAUUAACUGUAGAACAAAUAGUCGGUAUGGAUGACGAGCCAGAAGAUUACGAUAAUCUCGAUGUAGAAAAGAUUUCUUCCUAUGAAAUGCAAAAUCUGUUAUCCUCUCAACAUAUCAAAGAAAUCAGAGCCAACUUCAAUGAAAGAAUGCAACAGAGAGAAGCAGAGUAUCAGAAAUCACGCCAACCACAAGAAAAAGGAAACAAUAAUGCAAUCCAAAAUUGUUUCAAAGGAUUUGCAACAAAUUUCGCACAAAUAACAAAAACAAUUAAUAAUGAAGCGAAUUUCCUUACAAACUUUGCAGAUAAUUUGAAUUAUUCCUCAAUUCCUGAAGAUUUGCCAAUUUUAACGAAAGAUUUCUACAACGAGUCAUGCAACAAGAGCAAAAUAUAUACUCGACCUCUUGAAGCUUCUUACGACGAGUUAUUUGGAAAUAUUCCGGAAAUUUCGAUCGAAAUUAUUAAAAAAGAUUUGGGAUUCGAAUUAAUGCAAGUUACAGAAGACGCAAAGCCACAGGAAAUAGAUCUUGUCCAAGAAAUGCGAAAUUCUUUAGUUUCGUGUCGAAAAAAGAUUUCUCGAGAAAUUUCGAUCAUCGACAUGAAACAGAAGUCCGCCCAAUCCUUAUUCUCAUAUAUAUCAGCUCUUGUUCUUACAGGCAUUAAGACAACUAAUUUCGCUGAUCUUUUAAGUUCAAUUCGCGAUGAGAUCCGAAAUUUACACAUUUAUUCAGCGAUUGACAACAAUUUAACGAAAGUAAUUGAUGCAUUACUUUCUGAUGGCAUCAGUCAUGGCAGGAAAGGUUCUUUGAAGGCAAUUUACGAUCUUUUGAAGAAAAAUGCGUUAAGUCAAUUUAUUCAGACAAUUGCGAACUCCACAUCUAUUUCUUCUGAUUAUUAUCAUAGAGAUUCGCCAAUUGUCAAUGCAAAUGUUUGUUCUCCGGCUGUUUCAAUCAUUGAAGAAGUUGAAGCAGCGAAAUUUGAUGAUGAUUUGGAACUGGAUAAAAUAAAUAAUCCAUUACCAACUUCUUCGCCACGAUUUGCUUCGAGAUUUAGAAAUACAAUGAAUAAAUACAACAAAUUGCAAAGUCAUGCUGUUUUGGCAUCUGAAAAAGCAGAUAAAGAAAUAGAGAAAUUAGUAAUAGAUUGCAUGCACUUGAUAAGUCAGUUCUUGUUGUGUGGAAAGAAUGGUGAUUUAUCACCUGAAAUUUCAUGGAACGCGAUUUCUUCUUCUUCAUCAAAAAUUGUUAAUCAUCCUUCAUGGGAUAAAAUUGUUUUCUUGAUCAACAAGAGGAAGGCUGUUCUCAACACUUCUUCAACUAAAUUCUACAGAUUCAUUGUUGAUGUGUUCAAUGAAGGAAUGAGUCCUUUCUUACUCCCUUGUUUGUCUGAGUGCGGAAUGAAUCAGCAAAUAAUGCUCAGUCAAAGAGAAACAGUUCUCAGAGUCUCUCACGAUUUGAUUCCUUUCUCAAAAGGAUUCAAAUUCGAUGUAGAAAAGACUGCAGAAAUAAUCGAACAGUAA
Trichomonas vaginalis G3 is the source of this 1911-nucleotide messenger RNA. RefSeq lists its product as uncharacterized. The coding region runs from base 1 to 1911 and encodes 636 amino acids. The record is from RefSeq and is a predicted model, not a curated record. The transcript has a single exon. Lineage: Eukaryota; Parabasalia; Trichomonadida; Trichomonadidae.